Chelonia mydas (Green sea turtle) is the source of this 3897-nucleotide messenger RNA. It is a transcript of the gene ENPP5, whose product is annotated as ectonucleotide pyrophosphatase/phosphodiesterase family member 5. The record is from RefSeq and is a predicted model, not a curated record. NCBI's taxonomy places the organism in Eukaryota, Metazoa, Chordata, Testudines, Cheloniidae. The transcript has 4 exons. Bases 160 to 1551 code for a protein of 463 amino acids.
GGCGGGAGUGAGGCGGGCUUAUCCGGGAAGGGGCGGGGUCUGGGAGGGGCGUGGAGAACCGACUCGGCUCGGUAGCGCUCAGGAACGGGCCGCCAGGAGCUUAUGACUGAGGCGCUGAGAGAUACGAACUUUGUGCCUGAGUGAAAAAGCUUUUCCAGGAUGGCUUUGAAUUGCUACUGGGGAGUCUUGGCAGUCUGUAUGAUGACUUUUCCAAGCACGCUUUGUUUCCAGCAGGACCAGUCCAGAGUGUUACUAUUAUCUUUUGAUGGAUUUCGAUGGGAUUAUAUUUAUAAAGUCCCAACGCCUAACUUUCAUUAUAUCAUGAAGAAUGGUGCUCAUGUUAAACAGGUUACUAAUGUAUUUAUUACAAAAACUUAUCCUAAUCAUUAUACAAUGGUGACAGGUCUCUAUGCAGAGAGCCAUGGCAUGGUUGCUAAUGAAAUGUAUGAUCCUGUCCUGAACAAAACUUUCUCCCUGAACAGAAUGAACAUCUAUAAUUCAAAGUUCUGGGAAGAGGCCUGUCCAGUAUGGGUCACCAAUCAAAUGGAAGGACAUAGAACCGGAGCUGCUAUGUGGCCUGGAACAGAUGUAAAAAUACAUGGAGUCUUUCCUACACACUAUAUGUUUUACAAUGAGUCUGUUUCAUUCGAAGAUCGAGUUGAUAAACUUAUUGAUUGGUUUACCUCAGAAGAACCCAUAAAUUUUGGUCUUCUAUACUGGGAGCAGCCUGAUGCGAUGGGGCAUGUUUUAGGCCCAGAAAAUCCACGUAUGGGCCCAGUCAUUAGUGAGAUUGAUGACAAGCUGGGAUAUCUUGUGUCAGAACUGAAGAAAGCAAAGUUGUGGGACACACUGAAUAUCAUAAUCACAAGUGACCAUGGAAUGACACAGUCUUCUUCAGAAAGGCUCAUAGAGCUUGAUCGAUAUGUGGCUAGAGAGCUGUAUACAAUGGUUGACCAUUCUCCUGUGGUAGCGAUUUUGCCAAAAGAAGGCAAACUUGAUGAAGUGUAUGAAGCCUUGGUCAAUGCUCAUCCCAACAUGACUGUUUAUAAAAAGGAGGAGAUUCCGAAUAGAUUACAUUACAAACACAACAGUAAAAUUCAACCAAUCUUAGCAAUGGCUGAUAAAGGAUGGGAAAUCUUACAAAACAAGUCUGAUCAACUUCUCUUGGGUAAUCAUGGAUACGACAACGUCCUACCAGAAAUGCACCCAAUCUUCUUGGCCUAUGGGCCUGCCUUUAGAAAGAAUACCACCAAAGAAGCCAUGAGUCUCACAGAUCUGUAUCCCUUGUUGUGCCAUCUGCUUGGUAUCAGUCCAUUGCCAAACAAUGGGUCACUCAGCAAUAUGGAAGAUAUUCUUUUUAUGGAAGUUCCAAGAGACCUGAAUCCUAGAUAUUAUGAACAGGAGUCCUAUGCCUAUUUUAUAGGAGUUUUUCUUGGUAGCAUUCUUGUUGUUGUUUUUCUUUUAGUUUUUAUUAAACACUUAAUCCACAGCCACCUACCUAGCAUGCAGGUGCAACACUCUGAAAUUUCCCAGCCGUUACUACAAGGGUAAUAUUACUUUCCAAUGAAGGCACUUUAAUAAAAACAAUGAAAAGUUAUUCUAGCUAUUCUGAGCUUAAAAGUUUUCCUAGAAAUUAGGUAAGUAGAUCUGCAAAAAUUAAUACAUGUGGUGCACUGGAGUAAAUGUGUAACAGAUGCAUACAGGGAGAGCAUGUUUCUGUUGCACUAUAUAACCACUUGAUUUUUCAGGGGUUGAAAACCCCUCUAGAUAACACUGGAAGGAUAUGUACGUAGAGAUUUAGUAACUUUAAACUCUUGGAUACCUCAUUUUGGGCUAAUAUUAGGGAAAUAGAAAUCAUUUUUAGAUUCACUAAGCUCUCGGUCUUCUGAAUUUAAACAAAUCAUGGAUUUAAACAAAAAUCUGUUUAGGUUAAGAAAAGAGUGUAAGGGAUCCACAGUGGAAGGAUGGGCAGAUUAAAUGUAUGCUAUCCAAAAUGCUCUGAUUUUGUGCAUGCAACAUAAAUAUCACUAGGAUAGUGUUUGUACAAGUUGCAAGUUGCAUUUUGGUCUUUAAUUGUAGCAGGCAGGGUUGUGCAUUUCUAAAUUGAGUUAUAUGACCCACAGAAGGCUGGUGUUUCAUGGGCUAUAUCUUAUUGUUAAAGUGGGGUGGGCAAGAAUACUGAAACUGAGUUGGCAGUCACAGAAUUCAGUUUCAAAACUCAGCAUGGUAUAUAACUUAAUCUGACUCAUGUCUGAAAUUCUGUUGUAAUGGUCCUGGGGAGCAUGUGCUAUUGUUCCACCUCCAUCUUUGUGUAGGUAGUCAAGGAAAAUCACCCUGUGGCCUUAGUGCCAAUAAUGUAAAGCUGCCUGUUGCUGGAGUAGCCCACAACCUGUUUUUAGUGAGUCAGGUGAUAACAAAAGUAGACUGGUCAGUAGUUUAUCAGACAAAUAAUUCUUCUAAAACAGAUGAAAAUGGUGUUCACCGUAGUGGCUAAGACCUUGAAGUUCAGAGCAGAUGAACCUAGAUUAAAAUCAGGCUACCAGUAAACUUUAUUCACAGGAAGGUCAGGAUCCACUGCAAUUUUUACUUUGGCAGUCUUGUCCUCAGGAAUUGGUGGACAGUAUCUUGGUUGGACAGUAAGGGGAGACGUUUUGAUGUAUAAAAUCUCUACCUUUUCUGAUCUUAGUAACCUAUAUGCAAUAAUUCUUGCAGAUCAAUAGAGUAAAUAUUCACAUACAAAACUGAGACCUACAGUCUGACAGCACUUCCUUGCAGAAGCCUAGAUAAUCUCCCCUUACUGUCUAUUUCCAGUAGCUUCUUCACUCAAGCUCUGUCCCCUCUUCCCAAUGACCUUGGUAUUAAAAUUUUCAUACAAGAUAGACAAUGUGAUCUUUCUUUGCACCAUUGAAUAAUUAUUCUUUCUUUCAACGUGGCAGGGGUGUUAAUGUGGCUUUUUAGAAAACUCCAUAGUGAGCAAGUAAACUAUAUCCUCAAGGGUGUAGUAAGCACUUGCAAUUUUUUUUUUUAAAUCAGCUUAAAAGUUUUAUAAUUCAAUCUGUUAAGCAACUUACUAAUUUAGGGGGAAAAGUUCAGUACAUCUGUCAACAAAAACAUUUGUGCCCAGAAUUCCCAUACCCAAACAUACAGUUUAGUGAAGAGCAAUGUGUUCUAAGAGAAACUUUUGUAUGUGUGAGCCAAUACCCCCAGGAAAAAGGGAUUUUGCUAGUCACAAAACCUGUUUAAGUUGAAACAUGCACUGUACUGUAAAAAUAAAUGACAGGUUUUGAAGUGGGGGAGUUGCGUGUUCAGCUAUUUUGAUUUGUAUAUCCCUACAAACUAAAAGCGGUCUUUGUUUUCAUAUUUUGUUUUAGUGUAAAUAAAAUAAACUUUAAUGUCUAUUGUUUAGGAAUAGUUGCAGGACACCUGUCUAAUAUUGGUUACGUUUACAAAUGCACAAUCCUAAACCUGUAAGCACAAGAAAUGAUACCAUUGGAGAAAUGUAAUGAAUGCUCCAGCCCAUGCUCUUUGAAAGGGCACAGGGUGUGAUGUGUGUGCUUUUUGAGUACUUUAAGAUUGCAUGUGACUGAGUUAGUGAAGGCUGGGGUUAAAAUAUAUUGCAACUGUGAAUUUAGGAAAUAAGAAAGCUUGUGCUGUUCAAAAAACCACUUACUGAAAUAUGGCAUGCUUUGACUCUAGUCAAGAAUGUUCUUUCCUAUUUGUACUUGUAAACUCAGUUUUAUCACUGCAAGUAGUAUUCAAGUCAUAACUAAGAUUGUUAAAAAACCCUCUGAAAUUUGUAACAGUUUUAUGAAAAGAUUUAAUAGGCAUGUGUUUUAAUUACUGUUGUAAUUAUUUCUGGUAAAUAGUAAAGAGACGGGAGAGUUCUGGUUUCAUAAA